This is a messenger RNA of Trichomycterus rosablanca, 7260 nucleotides long. Its product is annotated as trichohyalin. Gene Ontology annotation, molecular function: GTP binding. The transcript is spliced from 3 exons. NCBI's taxonomy places the organism in Eukaryota, Metazoa, Chordata, Actinopteri, Siluriformes, Trichomycteridae. The record is from RefSeq and is a predicted model, not a curated record. Bases 1 to 7236 code for a protein of 2411 amino acids.
AUGAUAAAAAGCUCACAUGUAAUCAAAUCCAAGCAGAAGACACAAAACACUGAAUCAAGAGGAUACGCCAUUGUGACGGAGAUGCAGGGUGCUCAUUCACUAAGUGCUGAUAACAGACAGCACGCUUCAGCAAAACCAGAAGAGAACCAUAAUCAUGGGAACCCUCCUCUUCCUGAGCUGCGCCUGGUCCUGUUAGGCCGCAAAGGAACAGGGAAGAGUUCUACAGGAAACACCAUUCUUGGCCAGGCUGGAGGCUUCGAGAGUGGAAAGCCAACAGAGGAGUGUGUAAAAAGACGUGCUGACAUUGCAAGCCAUCGUGUUACAGUGGUGGACACCCCAGGCUGGGAAUGGUACUACUCCAGCAAUGGCACUCCUGGCUGGGUAACAAGGGAGACCAUGAGAAGUGUGUCUCUCUGUCCACCUGGACCUCACGCAUUGCUUCUGGUGGUGAGGUCCUGUGCCUCAGUGACAGAGGACUAUUAUCGGCAGGUAGAAGAGCACCUAGAGCUCCUGGGGAAGAGUGUAUGGACUCACACCUUGUUGCUAUUCACACGUGGAGAUGAACUAGGCUCCAGUCCCAUACAACAGAGAAUACAAAAUGCUGGAAAGUCCUUACAGAAACUUCUGGAAAAGUGUGGGAAAAGGUUCCAUGUUGUAGAUAACAAACGUUGUGGCAAAGAUGAAGCUCAGGUGAAGGAACUGAUCAGGAAAAUAGAGGAAAUGGUGAAGGGAAGAGGAGGAAGACAUUAUGAGUCGGACCCUUUGCUUCUAGGGUUGGAGGUGGAAGGAAAACGAAGGGCAAGAGAAAGAAGAAAGAAGCAAAGAAUAAUGGAGGCUCAAACACAAAGAGGGACGAUUAAAGCUGUGCUAACAGCUGACAUUUCACCAUCUGAAGAUCUAGAUGAAAGAAGUCUGUUCACCAGGGGCUACCGUCGUCUCCCAGAACUCCGACUAAUUCUCCUGGGAGAAAGAGAGACUGGGAAAAGCUCUGCUGGAAAUGCCAUCCUCAGAGGUCCUGCAUAUUUUCCAAUCGGCCAGGCUACAGAGGAGUGUUCAAGGCAACAGGCAGAAACCUCUGGAAGACUAGUGACAGUGGUGGAUAUUCCCGGAUGGGAAGGUGGUCAUGAAGGAAUUACAACAGAAAGAGUGAAGCGAGAGAUCUGUAUCAGUGUGACACUGUGUCCACCUGGUCCUCAUGCCUUUCUGGUGACGCUGAGGGUGGAUGCCCUGGUCAAGGCUCAGGCUGUAAGAGAGCACUUGGAGUUACUUGGUGAGGGAGUCUGGAGACAUACCAUACUGCUAUUUACACGUGGUGACCAGCUGAGAGAAGGGGUCACAAUCGAGCAACACAUUCAGGGAGGAGGCAGAGAUCUUCACUGGUUGAUGGAGAAAUGUGGCAAUAGAUACCAUGUGAUUAGCAGUGUCUGCUUGGAAGGGCCGAAAUCAAAUGCACAAGUGACUGGACUGUUAGAAAGAGUGGAGAAAAUGGUGGCUGUAAAUCGGUGUGAGGCCUUCUCACCCCUCAUGCUAGAAAUUCAAGAGGUUGCAAAGCAAAAGAAUGAAAGGUUUAACCUAAAGCUAAAAGAAGUUAACGAGAAGCUUCAGCGUCAAGAGAUAGAGCUCAAGAGAAUGAGAGAUAGGGAGGUAAAAAGCAUCAGGUGGUUUUUUGAGCGGAGGAAAGAAAAGGUCAAAUCACCAGGAAAAAACAGCACAGAGAAAGAUGGAAUGGACAGACCAGAAGAGGACAGAAAGAGCAUAAUGGGGGAACUGGAAGAGAGGAUGGCCUGGCUAACAGAAGAUAAAGAAAAAGAGAUUCAAGAGCUCAGUCUGGAAAACACAAGAGUCAUUGCAGCACUCAAUCAAGCAUACAGAGAGAAAGCAGAUUUCUUUAUGAAGUUAGAGGAUAAAGAAAGAGAAAGUGAAGAAUUAAGGGAAAAAGUGGAUGAACUGCAAGUAAAGGUGUUGGAGAUGAAACGCAUCAGCAUGGCAAAAGAGCAAGAAAGAAAAGACAUGGAAAAAGAGCUCACACAAAGGUCUGAGGAUGCUGAAAGGGAGAUUUACAUUCUGAAAGAGAAAUUGGAUCUCAAAGAUAAAGAGAGAGAUGAGCUAAAAAGAAGAGAUGAAGUGAUGCAAAAUGAAAUAUCAGAGUCAAAACUUAAAUAUGAAGAAGAGCUCGAGAGAAAACAUGCAGAGAAAAAUGAACUUGAGGAAAAGCUUGAGGACAAGCAAAAGGAAUUAGAGGAGUUUAAAAAGAACGCUGAAAACAAGAUAAGAGAUCAAGAGGAAAUAUGGAAAGGAAUGAAUGAAAAGUGGGAAACGGAGAAGACAAAACUCAGAGAAAUGACAGAGCUGAUGACAAAAGAGAUGGAAGACCUCCAGGUUGCUUACCAAAAUCAAGUGAAAUCUGCUGAAGCUGAAAGACAAAUGCAUGAAAAUACUGUCGCAAAAUACAAUCAACUUGCAGUUACAAAUGUUGACAUAGGGAAUAAGCUUAGUAAGAAAGAUGCUGAAAUAACUGCAUUAACCGUAACACACAUGGAGAAACAGCAGGAAAUUGAAGCACUCAAGCAAAGUCUUGAUGACAAACACAGAACUGUAGAAAAUAUGAAAAAUGAAUCCAAGAUGAAGAUUGCAGAAUUAAGCUCAGGGAUACGACGUUUAGAGGAUGAGUACAAGGAGAUGGAGGAGUUUUUAAAGAGAGAGAAUACGUUUCUGAAAGAGGAAAUUGAUGCAAUGAAAAAAUUGCAUGAUGAGAGCACUAGAAAUAAAGAAGAUGAAAUGAGAAACAUCCUACAGUUAAAAGAAAACUUCAUUAAGCAGCUACAGCAGCAAAAUGAAGAAAGGAAAAUUGAUAUUAAUGAACUAAGCAAGCAGCUGACGGAGAAUCAAAUCAAGCAAGAGAGUCUUCAAAACCAGAAUGCAGCCCUCAUACAGGAGUCAAAAAAGCUUCAGCUAAAGUGUGACAAAUAUCUGAGAGACCUGCAGGCCCAGAUUGUAAAAACCGAGAGCAAAGAAAAAGAGGUUAAAGAUCUACAAAAUCAAUAUAAAGAAAUGGUGACGAUAAAAGACACACUCAUGCAAGAACAGAUCGAGAAGAAAGAGAAGGAAAUUUCUUUGUUGAAUCAGAGAAAUCACACACAACAAACAGAGCUGGAAGAUAUGAAUGAAAAGAGUAAAGAGCUAGAGCUGAAGAUUGAAGAGAUGAAAAAUUACUAUGAGAAGAGGCUUUCAGAAAAAAUAGCUGAAAUGGGUGUUAAGGAUGCAGAGCGGGAACGAGCACUUCACAACAGAGAGCUGGCGCUGACGGAGCGAGAGCAAAUCUUAAGGAGAAAUAUGCAAGAGCUUGAAAAAAGUAAGAGGGACUUGAAGAAAAAAGAGGAGGACAUUGAUUCCAAAGAAAAAGAGCUGAGAGGUGAAAAAGAGCAGCUUUGUGAAAAAGAGCAGGACUUAAGAGACAUGGCAGAGAAGCUGGAACAUCAGAGUCAAAGUAACCAAAGCUGUCGAGAAGAUCUUCAGAGGAGAGAGGAAAAUAUUAAACUAAAAGAAAGAGAGCUUGAUAACAAGUACAAAGAACAACAGGAAAGGUCUGAAAAGCAGGAAAAGGAGACAAACAAUAUCAGACAGCAGCUUGACGAGAAAGAUAAGCAACUGAAACGAGUGGAAGAGGAGCUUGUAGUGAAACAAAUAACCUUUCAGGAAGAAAAGAAAGACUUAGAAAGAUGCAAAGAAAAUGUGCACAACCAAAGAAAUGAAAUGAGCAAAAAAGAGCAGGAGUUAAUGGGUUUGGAGCAGAUGUACAAAAUAAAGACACAAGAACUGGAGAGGAACAUGCAGGAUCAUGAAAAAUGGCAAGCAGCACUGACCACAAAAGAAUCCAGCCUUGUGCAAAAAUCAAAUGAAUUUCAGAAAAAAGAGCAAGAGCUUUUACAGAAGGAACGUGACAUUCAAGUGAAAAACCAAGCGCUGCAGGAAAAAAUGCUAAAGCUUGAAAAACAUGAACAAGAUCUGCUCAAAAAACAAGAAACUCUCACAACCACAUUUGAUAAUCUAAAACAAGAAUUAGAGGAUAUUAAACAUGCGUUAGCAAAAAAGGAGCAAGAUCUUAUGAAUACCAAGAAUGAUCUUGAGAAACAAAAGCAAGAGCUUGACGAUCGAGUUAAAGAUUUAGAAAUAAAGGAGGGUCAGAUUAACAAAAAAUUUGAAGAGUAUGAGGUUGCUGAGAAAGCACUCCAUAGCAGGCAAAACGACUGGUCCGAAAAACAGGAAAAGGAAAUAGAGGACAACAGGCAACAGCUUGAAAGGAAAGAUAAAGAAUUGAAGAUGAUAGAAGAGGAGCACAAAAAGAAAAUAGAAAACCUCAAGCAACAGCUUGAAAAUAAAGAAAUAGAAUUGAAGAUUACGGAGGAGGAUUAUGGAAAGAAAAUAGAAAUUAUCAGGCAACAGCUUGAAAAGAAAGAUAAAGAAUUAAAGAUGAUGGAAGAGGAACAUGAAAAGGAAACAGAAAAUUUUAAGCAACAGCUUGAAAUGAAAGAAAUAGAACGGAAGGUGAUGGAAGAGGAUUAUGGAAAGAAAAUAGAAAUGAUCAGGCAACAGCUUGAAAAGAAAGAUAAAGAAUUGAAAAUGAUGGAAGAGAAACACGAAAAGGAAACAGAACAUUUUAAGCAACAGCUUGAAAUGAAAGAAAUAGAACGGAAGGUGAUGGAAGAGGAUUAUGGAAAGAAAAUAGAAAUGAUCAGGCAACAGCUUGAAAAGAAAGAUAAAGAAUUGAAGAUGAUGGAAGAGAAACACGAAAAGGAAACAGAAAAUUUUAAGCAACAGCUUGAAAUGAAAGAAAUAGAAUGGAAGGUGAUGGAAGAGGAUUAUGGAAAGAAAAUAGAAAUGAUCAGGCAACAGCUUGAAAAGAAAGAUAAAGAAUUGAAGAUGAUGGAAGAAGAGCAUAAAAAUGAAAUAGAAAAUACCAAACAACAGCUUGAAAAUAAAAAAGAAUUAAAGGUGAUGGAAGAGGAUUAUGUGAAAAACAUAGAAAACAUCAGGCAACAGCUUGAAAAGAAAGGAAAAGAAUUGAAGAUGAUGGAAGAGGAGCACAAAAAGGAAACCGAAAAUUUUAGGCAACAGCUUGAAAUGAAAGAAAUAGAAUUGAAUAUGAUGGAAGAGGAUUAUGGAAAGAAAAUAGAAAUUAUCAGGCAACAGCUUGAAAAGAAAGAAACAGAACUGAAGAUGAUGAAAGAGGAUCAUGGAAAGGAAACAGAAAAUUCCAGUCAACAGCUUGAUAAGAAAGAAACAGAACUGAAGGUGAUGGAAGAGGAGCUUCUAGUAGGACAAAUCAAUCUUCAGAAAGAAAAGCAAGAUUUAGAGGCAAACCGCAAGAACCUGGAAAUUCAAGAAAAGGAAAUCAGCAAACAACAGGAAGAGGUGAUGGAUUCAGAGAGGAUGUGUAAGCUAAAGAUGCAAGAAGUGUCAACAAGCUUACAGAAACUGGAAGAAAUCAAACAGGAAAUAAAAAAAUGGGAAGCAGAACUUUCAACUAAGGAAUCUGAUUUAGUUCAAAGAUCAAGUGAACUUCAGAAGAAAGAGCAGGAGAUCUUACUUAAAGAACACAACCAAGUCCAAACCCAUGACAUACUAAAAAUAAAUCAGGAGGCUCAACAGGUUCAACAACAUCCUCAAAUAUUGGGCAAACUACCAAACCAGACAAGUGAAAACUGUGAAAGUCAGUCAAAGGAUAUUAAACAGAACCUAGAAACAUACAAACAAGAACUGACAAAAAAAGAAGAUGAGCUCCAGCAAAGAGAACAAAGUCUUAGGAGCAGUGAAAUAUAUUUGGAAAAGAGAGAGAUCAUUUUGCAAAACAGUGAAGAAGAGAUGCAGGAGAUCAAAAAAGAGCAUGACAUGAUAUUAAGCGAUUUUAAGAAGCAACAAGAAAUAAUAGAAACAAAACAGUAUGAGUUAGGUGACUUGGAGAAAAAGCUUUCCAUGCAAGAUCAGAACAUGAAAAAUAAAGAGCAAGACCUAAGCAACAGAUCGAAGGAACUGGACAUGAAAGAACACGACAUGAAGAAACAUCAGCUCAAUCUAAAGUCAAGAGAUCAGAAAGUUAAGAAAAUAGAGCAGGAACUGAAUGAACUAAAGAAAACACUAAACUCCGAACAGAAGCUUUUAGAGAACCAUACAGCUGAACUAGAGAACCAGAAACAUGAGCUGAACAUUGAGAAACAGGUAUUGCAGAUGAAAUCUGAGCAGCUAGAGAAGUGGGGGAAAUAUCUGUAUAACAUGGAGCUCAGAAUGAUAAACAGCAAUCCCUCGAAUUUUCAACCAUGGAGUGAAAGAACAGCAUCUUAUGGAGAUAAGGCAGAACUUCUUGAACAAAUGUAUGAGGAAAUCGGAAUGGAUAACAGACCCCGUGAAAGAGACUAUGCAGAAAAUGGAAACGGUGUUGUAAAAGAGGAUGACCAGACUGUAGAGAUGGCAUCAUCAACAUCAUCUGAAACAACAAACUCCAAGUUUGAUAAUAUGCAGCUUGAAUCUCUACGCAAAGGCAAAAAAGCACAAGAGGCGAUAUUAGAUGAGGAAAGAAAUGAAAUCGUAGGUCAUGAAGAGGAGACAGAAUCCACAGAGGAUGAUAAUGAACAGUUCUUUGCUCCAGCAAGUUCUGAUUACAUACAGACUCAAAGUCUAGACAACCAGGUUUCUGAACUCAGAAUAGUCCUACUAGGAGAAGCAUGGUCCUCUGGCCAGUCAGCCAGACACACCAUCCUGGGCCAAGGUACCGACCAGGCAAACCCAUGGACUGGAAGCAUAUGUGGGAAGACCCUUCUGGUCGUGGAGCCCAAAGGAGUGAAGUGGAGGUCAUCUAAAGAUCAAAAUGUGAAUCUUCAGAAACAAGUCAUGCACAGCAUAUCUCUGUGCUCACCUGGCCCACAUGCCUUCAUCCUCCUUCUGCCUGUUUAUUUAACAUUUACUGGACAGUACAGGAGAGCAGUGGAGCGUACUAUGGCCAUGCUGGGGGAGGCUGCAUGGAGGCAUACUAUUGUUCUGUUCACCUGGGGUGAGACUCUUAGAGAGAGUGGACAGCAGCACAUUGAGAGGAACGGGAACUUGGAAUGGCUAGUGCAGAAAUGUGGUGGUAGAUACCACGUGUUGGAUAACAGGCACAGAGAUACUCAUGUAGUAGAGCUUUUGGAGAAGAUUGGUAUAAUGGUGGCAAAAAAUCAAGGACAUUAUUACCAAGCAAAGUAAGAGUACAAAAGUGUAAUAACAAAA